AACACGCACGCAGACUCGCUCAUGGUCAUGGCUGAAGCUGUCUACCAACCAAAUCGUGAACCGUGGUUUCCCGGCGUCCACCUCGCCGUGCCGUCGGUGGUUUCCGCCCGCGCCGCCGCGACCGCCAGUACAAAAUCCGUCGGCCUCCGUGUUCCCCUAGGCUACCUGGCUCUCGCUCCAGGCGGCCGCGCGGGUCCGCUCAUAAACCUCUCGCCCGUUAAACCCUAGCAAGCACCUCCCCGCCGCGCCGCCCCUCUCGAGCCUCGAGUCACCUCCGGAAUGGAGGAAGAUCGGCAGCAGGAGCCGCCACCCGCGGAGAAGGCGUCCUCCUCCUCCAGCAGCGGCGAGAAGAAGGGGUCCCCGUGCGAGGAGUGCGGGGAGCAGCCAUGGAAGUACCGGUGCCCCGGCUGCGCCCGCCUCACCUGCAGCCUCCCCUGCGUCCUGGCGCACAAGCGCCGCACCGCCUGCACCGGCAAGCGCGCCCGCACCGACCCCGUCCCCCUCGCCCAAUUCGACGACAACCAGCUCAUCUCCGAUUACAACUUUCUGGAGGAGACCAAGCAGGCCAGGGAGUCGGCGCACAGGCUCAUCGGCGGCUUCGGCCGCAACUUCGGGGGGCAAGGGGGCGCCCAGCUGCCCAGCUGGCUGUUUUUCCUCCGCAAGGCCGCGCAGCGCAGGGGUAUCAGGCUCUACUUCCUCCCCAGGGGCAUGGCCAGGAGAGAGCACAACCGUUCUCGACACAACUACAGAAAGGAUUGCAUAUACUGGACACUCGAAUGGAAAUUCAAUUCAACAGAUGUUGUCCUAACUGACCAUGAAAUAGAUGAGCAUACAACCUUGCUCUCUUUAUUGGAAAAACAUCUUAGUCCUGGCCCUUGGAAGGAUCAGCUUACACAAUAUCGCAAUACAGAACUUCGUGAUCUGAAACUGUUCAUUCAAAAGUCUGCCAAGGAAUCAGAAUCACCAUACCGUCUACUCAAUAUAGAAGAACCGUUGCGACCACAAUUGAGGGGUGUACUUGUUGUCGAGUAUCCAACUAUUAAAGUAUUUCUUCCAUCAGACAGUUGUGACUUCGAAGUUGAGAAAGUGGCAAACAAGCUUGUUCAAGAUGGGAAAACCACUGGCAGCACAACUGAUGAUCCACCUGUAGAAGGCAACAAGUUUCAUGAGGAGGAAAUAGAGGAAGGUGAGUUUUCACCUGAGACGGAGAUUAUAGAUCUCAAGGACUGCGGACCUUCGAGUGCCAGUAAACUUACCGCAGCAGAGGUUACAGGUGAAUCAAGGAGGGAUAGCAAUGUUGAUUCUUCGGUGCUCUCAUAUCCCAGCAAUCAAGCAAUACGUGGUCAGCAGAAAGAACUGAAUCAAUAUAGCAAGAUGUCAUCAAAUGGAAGCUUUGGGGGUACAGAAACUAAAUCCCUAAUGGAAGUCUGUCCUCUAAGCAUGGAGAAGGCUAGGGAAGGUGAGUUGUCGUCAAAGGGGAACAUUGUUGAUUUCAAGGAGCAUGGAACUUCAUAUCCUGACAGCCUUAUGGAGGCAGAAGGUGCAACUCUAUCUGAGAUUGACAUCAAGAUAGAUACUUUAGUGCCAUCUUCCAUCAACAGCCUUGCCCCUGAUGGUGCGACUGGUCCUCAGCAUGAACAUAGUCAACAGAGCAGAAGGACACCAAACUCAACUCCUGAAGCUCUGAAAAGGAAAUCUUGCAUGAAAGUUUAUCCACUGGACUUUGACGACAACAAUGGUGGGCUGUUCCCGGAGGUACCCGACUUGGUCUUUGAGCAAGAAAUGAUGGAUACCUACCCAGAACUGUUUGGGGAUAUGGAUGUUGACGAUUUCUUAAGCUGUGAUUUUGAAAUGAUGACCGGAGACAAAUCGGUGGAAGCAAUGUCUGGGUUACUGUGGGAUGACUUGGAGGAAGGGGAGAUUCCAACAAUGUGAAGGGAGAAGACAUGAUGCUUCAGAAUUUGUGCUAGUUGGAGCAAACGAGUCUGCCUUGUGCAUUUCCAGGGACGUUCUGUAACGUAAUGGUAGAGCACUCACAUGAUCCUGCAUCUACACCAAGGAGUGUUAUGCAGAUUCUGUUAUUCUUUAUAAGAAUUAUUUUGUUCAGUUCCUGUAAUUUUUUUUUUUUGCACCUGCCGUUGCCAGACUAGCAUAGUCUCGGGUGCCCUUGGAGCAAGGUAGCCUGUUGGCUGUUGCUCUUGCUCCUUGCUGCAGAAAUUUUCGGGCUGUAACUUUGUAAUGCUUGUUAGUUACUGAGCAACUCUGAGUUGAAUCCAACAUUGGGCAUUAUUAUAAGUUGUAUAUGUCGUA
Messenger RNA from Panicum virgatum (switchgrass), 2310 nucleotides. RefSeq names its product putative box C/D snoRNA protein SPCC613.07. Gene Ontology annotation, cellular component: pre-snoRNP complex; nucleus. The record is from RefSeq and is a predicted model, not a curated record. Bases 280 to 1935 code for a protein of 551 amino acids. Gene Ontology annotation, biological process: box C/D snoRNP assembly; maturation of LSU-rRNA from tricistronic rRNA transcript (SSU-rRNA, 5.8S rRNA, LSU-rRNA); snoRNA localization. The transcript has 5 exons. NCBI's taxonomy places the organism in Eukaryota, Viridiplantae, Streptophyta, Magnoliopsida, Poales, Poaceae.